GCUAAGCCCCUCAGCAUGAGCCAGGGCUUCUGGAGGCUCUACAAGGCCAAAGUGCUGCAGACCCUGGGGGGAGCGCGGGCAGACGGGGCUCUGCAGGAGGAGGGAGACUCCCCCGAGCUGAUGGAGACAGCCAAGCCCCCCGCGCUGAUGGAGGAGGGACCCAGCCCUGUGUCCCAGCUGGCGAGGAAGGUGCAGGGGGUGGGUGCCCGGGGCUGGAGGACGCUUUCGUCCCUCUUCACCCGUGAGGACGAGGACCAGCUGCUCAGCCCAGAGUCCUGCGCAGACCACCCGCUGGCCGCCUCGCCACCCGAGCCGUCCCCCUUCCAGAAGGAGCCCGACCUGUGGGAGCUCUUUGUUGCCAAGUGGCAGCAGGCGGCGGGGCCAGACACGGGGGUGUCCCCCCCGGAGCCGGAUGAGAGCCCCGGGGAGCCACCGGGUGAGGAUGACAGCGACCUGCGGGAGCCGGAGGAAGGGGCGUUCCACUGGGGCUUCCUGACCGGCAAACUGGCUGAAAUCCGGAAUAAAACUGCCCCCAAGGGCAAUUAG
This is a messenger RNA of Apus apus (common swift), 546 nucleotides long. It is a transcript of the gene C21H1orf232, whose product is annotated as chromosome 21 C1orf232 homolog. Lineage: Eukaryota; Metazoa; Chordata; Aves; Apodiformes; Apodidae. The coding region runs from base 16 to 546 and encodes 176 amino acids. The transcript is spliced from 4 exons. The record is from RefSeq and is a predicted model, not a curated record.